AUGUUCGGUAUGGCAUCAUCUGAUAAGCCAGAUAUCGUUGAAAGAGAAGUCAAGGAGGAAGAACACAAAGAAGAUGACAAGGGUGAAGGAAAGGGUGGAUUCAUUGAAAAGGUGAAGGAUUUUAUCCAUGAUAUUGGUGAGAAGAUUGAAGAAACAAUAGGAUUUGGAAAGCCAACUGCAGAUGUUGCUGGCAUUCACAUCCCUUCAAUAAAUCUUGAGAAGGCAGAGAUAGUUGUUGAUGUGCUCGUGAAAAAUCCAAAUCCAAUUCCAAUCCCUCUCAUUGACAUAAGCUAUCUAAUUGAAAGUGAUGGAAGGAAACUGGUUUCUGGGUUGAUUCCGGAUGCUGGAACUAUCCAUGGUCAUGGUUCAGAGACUGUUAAGAUACCACUCACUCUGAUAUAUGAUGACAUUAAAAAAACAUAUGAUGAAAUAAAACCUGGAAGUAUCAUUCCUUAUCGGGUUAAGGUUGACCUCAUUGUGGAUGUGCCAGUUUUUGGUAGAAUAACUAUUCCGGUUGAGAAAACUGGAGAGAUCCCCAUCCCGUACAAACCUGAUAUUGAUAUUGAGAAAAUUCGCUUUGAGAGAUUCUCUUUCGAGGAAACUGUUGCAAUUCUACAUCUGAAAUUGGAAAACAAGAAUGACUUUGACAUGGGGCUCACUGCAUUAGAUUAUGAGGUUUGGUUGUCUGGUGUAAGCAUUGGUGGUGCAGAACUCGCCAAAUGUACAAACAUUGACAAAAAUGGAAUCAGUUACAUUGAUAUUCCCAUCACCUUCAAGCCUAAGGACUGUGGUUCUGCUCUUUGGGACAUGAUUAGAGGAAAAGGCACUGGUUACACCAUGAAAGGACACAUUGAUGUCAACACACCUUUUGGAGCAAUGAAGCUGCCCAUGAACAAGGAGGAUGGUACAACCCGCCUGAAGAAGAACAAAGAAGAUGGGGGCGAUGACGACGACGAGGUAUAUUAA
Ilex paraguariensis (yerba mate) is the source of this 966-nucleotide messenger RNA. The record is from the annotation of a GenBank genome assembly. Lineage: Eukaryota; Viridiplantae; Streptophyta; Magnoliopsida; Aquifoliales; Aquifoliaceae.